Polypterus senegalus (gray bichir) is the source of this 3078-nucleotide messenger RNA. RefSeq names its product EF-hand domain (C-terminal) containing 2 (gene efhc2). NCBI's taxonomy places the organism in Eukaryota, Metazoa, Chordata, Cladistia, Polypteriformes, Polypteridae. The record is from RefSeq and is a predicted model, not a curated record. Gene Ontology annotation, biological process: regulation of neuron projection development. Gene Ontology annotation, cellular component: microtubule. The transcript has 15 exons. Bases 822 to 2957 code for a protein of 711 amino acids.
GCUAAUAACUACUUGUCUAACUGGUGGUGAUGGUAAAAAGGGAGAGCAUCCAUUUUUAAUGAUUAAUAUUGAGACAGUGUUUUGGUGACCUCACUUGCUUAAAGGCAGAGAUUAAUUUCAACUCUCAAACACCUGUUUUAAAAUCCUCAAAAAAAGGAUAUUUUUAUGUUUUCAGAAAACAAAAUGUGCUAACAAAGAGGACCAAACUAUGUAUUGGGAUAAGAAGUAUAUUUCAUAACAACAGAUGUUCCUCAUGGUCACACAGACAGCAAAUCUUGUCCUUGGCAUUAAGAGAACAAUAACCAGCAAGCGUUUAAAGAAUGAAAACAAAUUAUAUAUUUUCUAGCUCCAGGAUAAUAAUUAAAAGGUGCAAGUGUAAAAGUUGAAAUAUUCUCAAGUGUUAAUGCCUACCAUUACCCCUUGAAAUAUGGGUCAGACACAAUAAUUUGUCAAUAACAAAUACCUUGAGCUAUAAAAUUAGUGGGCACGAUUACCUUAUGUUAUAAUUUAAGCAUCAAGCAUAGCGAGUGUAAGUUAUAGCAGUAAUUAGUGUAAUAAAGCAAAACUUGAAAACACCAAAAAAAAAACAAUUCUGUGACUAGAUAAGCUUCUGUACCCCCUGUACCUUUGCCAGUUUUGACUAACCUGUUUGCUAGUUGUGUGGCAUGAUGGUACAGUGGUGGAGCUUCAGCCUCACAAAUCUAGCAUCUUGGAUUAAAAACCUUGCAUCCAGCUGUUGUCCAUGUUGAAUCUGCACUUUCUCUCUGGGGAAAGAGAAGUUCCACAAGUCACAGCACUUUGAUAUUUCUAAUGGAACUCCGAUGAUGGUAGGUGAGGAGAAGCCGGGCAUCGGUGGCGAGUUGCUGCCUGGGCAAACGAUUCGACCCAAAUUCUCAGUCUACCCCAAGGGGGAUGGCAGUGCUCUUCCAUCCUGGGUUGCUUUUGAUAAACAGGUACUCUGCUUUGAUGCCUACUUUACAGAGCCUGUGCCUGAAAGUAGAGAAGAGCUCUCCAGAGUCAGGUACUGCAGAAUAUAUUUUUACUUGGAGGAUGACAGUAUUCAAGUUGUUGAGCCAGAGAUUCAAAACAGCGGGAUACCACAAGGGACGUUAAUUCGGCGGCAUCGUAUCCCUCUUCCACCACCCAACGAUGACCAGUUUUAUACAGUGGAGUGUUUCAACCUAAACAUUAAAGUUGUAUUUUACUCCAGAACCUUCAACAUAAUCAACUGUGACCAAUUUACCAGUAACUUUUUGCGAAAGCUUGGGGUGCGCUUGAAUUCUCCAGUUUUACCUCCUGGGGAUUCUUACAAUUCCAUACGGCAACAAAUGAAGGACAGUAUGAAGCCUUUAAGGCCUCUUGAGCGCAUUGAUACCCUAAAGCAGUUUUUGGAACAUGACCGGGAAGUCCUUCGGUUCUUCUGCCACUGGGAUGACACAGAUGAGAUGUUUGGGGACUCUCGGGAGCUUAUUCUUCAUUACUUUCUUGCGGAUGAUACUGUUGAGGUUCGAGAGGUGAUCAAACCCAAUUCUGGAAGAGACUCCGGACCUGUAUUCCUGCUUAGGAGUAAGUUACCCAAGCCUUCAUCAAUGAGGAUGCUAAAGCCUGGUGAAAAGACAGCUCGCACAGUCCUGAAUGUGUUUGGCCCUAUGGGACAAGGGGGACGCCACAUUCUGGAUAGUCUGAAGACUGGAGCUGUUCAUGAGGAAUUUUACAAGGACUCUGAUUUUAUAAUUGGUGCUACGAUAAAUGUGUGGGGAAGGAACAUUAUCAUCUAUGACUGUGAUGCAUUCACUCAGGAACACUACCGGACAAAGUUUGGAAUUGAUAACUUUACUCCAUUCACCUUCAAGCAAUCUGUUACUCGUAAAGUAGAGAGAGAGAUACCACCUUACAAUGGCUUUGGAUCAGAAGAAGAUUCUCUUUGUUCAUGUCAAGGUCUUCUACCUAAACCUCCACAGAAAGAUUUCAAGAAGAUGAUGGAGAAAGACAGACAAGGACUGGAGAGCAAUGUCUUACGAUAUGUUGGCAGACUUGUGACUGAUUCUCCAAUUGAUGUAGAGCGAAUAUUUAUUAUAUCUUAUUUUCUUGCUGAUGAUACCAUUUCUGUGUUUGAACCUCCACAGACAAACUCAGGUGUAAUUGGAGGAAAGUUUUUGGAAAGAAAUCGGAUCAAGAAGCCAGAUCAAGAACUUUUCAAGAGUGAGCUCUCAGAAUACUUUAAGGCAGAGGAUCUAUAUGUGGGGGCUAGAGUAUGCUUUUAUGGACAAAACUUCCAGCUGAUGAAUGCUGAUGAGUAUACCUUUAACUACAUGGAAAGACACCCAGAUGAGUUUCCCAAAGCUGAUAUAGCUACCAUAUUAAGCAAGCUAAAAAACAUUGCUGAACCAAAACUGAAGGAUAUCCGAAUGUCAUUUGUAAAGAACGAUCCAUCCAACACAGGAACUAUUUUAUAUGGUCCUUUCAGGAAUCUCCUUGCAGAGGUGGCAGAGGGUCAACUUAGUGAACAUGAGAUCAUGACUGUUGGGCGCCACUAUAGUAGUCGGGAGCAGCGUGAAAUAGAUAUUAAAUUCCUGCUUGCUAUGGCUCAGGAGCAGCUGAGGAGAAAAGGUUUUGAGGACUUCCCCCGACUGUUGAACUACUUCAUACACAAAGAUAAAGCCAGGAAAGGCAUGCUUCCAACUGAGGAAUGCAGGACAAUUUGCAAAGCCUUCAAGCUACCUGUAGCUGAUGAUCUUCUGAGAGCCAUUCUGGCAAAAUUUGAAAGUGAAGACAAUCAACUAGAUUACAAUGUGUUUUUGUCAGAAAUAAAUUGGAGGGACAAUCCUUUACCUUUCUAUCAAUCGGAAACACCAGUUAAGUUUGUUCCCGACUGGAAUGGAGAAUCCAGCCCUCAUGCAGUGAUAAGUAUCAGCUACAAGAUUCUAAUAGAGGAUGUCUUUGGGAAACAAGACUGAGCUGUUAAUAAUCUUUUUGCAGAGUUUUUCUGUGUAAUGGCAUCACAAAACCUUUAACGGUGUGAUUAUUACCUGGCUGCUUUUACUAGGCUAUUUUCCAUUUAAUAAAACUAUAUUUUGA